ACAGAUAUGCCCCUCAUGCAAAAAAGAGACCCUGAGGAGAACUAUGUGGCGUCCAUGAACCAGAAGAAAUUAUUUGAGGCGAUGCCAAGAACUGGAGAUAACUUGGAAGAUGUAAAAUAUUGUAAUGGGAGAAAGAAAGGAAGAAGAAGAUAUAGAGGAGCCAAAGAAGAGAGGUUACCAGAUUCAACGCUUGAUCUAAAUUCAAACCGUUCAUGCAAAAGCCUUAAGUUCCAAUGCAGGCCUGGAUAUGGCCAGUUGGGAAUCAAGUGCAUUGUUAAAGCCAAUCACUUUCUUACCGAGAUAACAGGAUCAGACUUGAGUCACUAUAGUGUUAAGAUAACCCCUGAGGUUAAUUCUCUUAAAUUGAACAAAGCUAUUAUGACCCAGUUGGUAAAACUUCAUCGAAACAGUGACUUGGGGAUGAGGCUUCCUGUUUAUGAUGGAGGAAGUACCCUUUACACAGCUGGAAUGCUUCCUUUUACCUCAAAAGAGUUUACCGUUGCAUUGGUUGAUCAACAGAGGGGCACGCGUUACGUAAGGAAACGAGAAUUUAAAGUGGUGAUAAAGUUUGUAGCUCUUGCUAGCAUGGUACAGUUACGCCAGCUUCUUUCUGGGAAACAAGUUGAUUCCCCUCAAAAAUCCAUUAAGAUUAUAGAUAUUGUGCUAAGGGAAAUUGCGGCUCAAAGGUACUUACCAUUUGGAAAAUCCCUUUAUUCUCCUAUUUUUAAGACACCAGAGCAGCUGGGUGGUGGUUUAGAGUCAUGGCGUGGUUUCUACCAGAGUAUAAGACCUACUCAGAUGGGACUGUCACUCAAUAUUGACAUGUCCACAACUGCUUUCAUUGAACCACUUCCUGUCAUUGAAUUUGUUGCCAAAGUUUUGGAUAAAGAUGUGUAUGCAAGACCACUGUCAGAUGCAGAUCGUUUUAAGGUCAAGAAAUCCCUUAGAGGUAUCAAAGUUGAAGUAACUCACAGGGGAAACAUACGAAGGAAGUAUAAGAUUUCAGGGUUGUCAACACAGCCAACUAGGGAUUUAAUUUUUCCACUUGAUGAUCAAAUGAAUAUGAAGUCAGUUGUUGAGUACUUUCAAGAGGUGUAUGGCUAUACCAUUCAAUAUACUCAUCUACCUUGUCUUCAAGUUGGAAACCGGAAGUACUUGCCCAUGGAGGCUUGCAAGAUAGUUGAGGGACAGAGAUACACAAAAAGGUUAAAUGAAAAGCAGAUAACUUCUUUGCUAAAAGUUUCAUGCCAAAGACCUCGUGAACAAGAAAUGGAUAUCUUACAGACAGUUCACCAAAAUGAUUAUGGGCAAGAUGAAUACGCAAAAGAGUUCGGAAUCAAAGUAGCCAGCAAGCUUGCAUCAGUCGAAGCUCGGGUUCUUCCGGCUCCUUGGCUGAAGUAUAAUGAUGCUGGAAAAGAAAAAGAACAUUUGCCUCAAGUAGGUCAGUGGAAUAUGAAGAAUAAGAAAGUGAUAAAUGGAAGCACUGUAAGAUAUUGGUCAUGUAUUAACUUCUCUCGAAGUGUCCAAGAGAACACUGCUGAAGCUUUUUGUCAACAGUUGGUUCAGACGUGCCAAAUCUCUGGCAUGGAAUUUAACCAAGAACCUGUUAUUCCAGUCUAUUCAGCAACGCCAGAUCAGGUAAAGAAGGCUUUAAAAUACGUGUACGAUGCUGCAGCAAGCAAACUUCAAGGGGAAGAACUGGAGUUAAUUAUCGCCAUUCUUCCGAACAAUAAUGGCCCUUUAUAUGGUGAUCUGAAACGAAUUUGUGAGACAGAUCUGGGGUUGAUUUCUCAGUGCUGCCUUGCAAAACAUGUAUUCAAGAUCAGCAGGCAAUACCUUGCAAAUUUGUCUCUAAAAAUCAAUGUCAAGAUGGGAGGAAGAAAUACUGUGCUUUUAGAUGCUCUAACUUGGAGGAUUCCCCUUGUUAGUGACAUUCCAACAAUAAUUUUUGGAGCUGAUGUAACUCAUCCAGAGUCAGGAGAGGACUCAAGUCCAUCUAUAGCUGCUGUUGUAGCCUCACAGGACUGGCCUGAAAUUACAAAGUACGUGGGUUUGGUAUGUGCUCAGCCUCAUCGGCAAGAACUAAUUCAAGAUUUGUUCAAAACCUGGCAAGACCCUGAGAGGGGUACGGUUACUGGAGGCAUGAUCAGGGAGCUCUUACUGUCGUUUAAGAAGGCCACUGGACAAAAACCACUAAGAAUAAUAUUUUACCGAGAUGGUGUUAGCGAAGGCCAGUUCUACCAGGUUCUGCUUUAUGAACUUGAUGCGAUUCGUAAGGCUUGUGCAUCACUGGAAGCUAGUUAUCAACCCCCAGUUACAUUUAUUGUUGUCCAAAAGCGGCACCAUACAAGACUCUUCUCGAGCAACCACAAAGACAGAAAUAGCACUGACAAGAGCGGAAAUAUCCUACCUGGAACAGUGGUGGACACUAGGAUUUGUCAUCCUACCGAAUUUGACUUUUAUCUAUGUAGUCAUGCAGGAAUCCAGGGCACUAGUCGACCUGCUCAUUAUAAUGUUCUCUGGGACGAGAACAAUUUUACUGCAGAUGAGAUACAAUCUCUGACAAAUAACCUUUGUUAUACGUAUGCUCGAUGCACACGAUCAGUUUCUAUAGUGCCUCCUGCGUAUUAUGCUCAUCUGGCAGCCUACCGAGCUCGAUUCUACAUGGAACCUGAUGCCCCUGAAAAUGGGAAAAUCCGACACAUCCGCCCCUUACCUCCUUUGAAAGACAAAGUCAAGAAUCUGAUGUUUUACUGUUAA
This is a messenger RNA of Pistacia vera, 2760 nucleotides long. Its product is annotated as protein argonaute PNH1-like. Bases 7 to 2760 code for a protein of 917 amino acids. Gene Ontology annotation, cellular component: cytoplasm. The record is from RefSeq and is a predicted model, not a curated record. Gene Ontology annotation, biological process: regulatory ncRNA-mediated post-transcriptional gene silencing. Lineage: Eukaryota; Viridiplantae; Streptophyta; Magnoliopsida; Sapindales; Anacardiaceae. The transcript has 22 exons. Gene Ontology annotation, molecular function: protein binding; RNA binding.